This is a messenger RNA of Apodemus sylvaticus (European woodmouse), 3027 nucleotides long. RefSeq names its product cold shock domain-containing protein E1-like. Lineage: Eukaryota; Metazoa; Chordata; Mammalia; Rodentia; Muridae. Gene Ontology annotation, molecular function: nucleic acid binding. The transcript has a single exon. The record is from RefSeq and is a predicted model, not a curated record.
UACUAGCAACUUUUAUCCUUUGGAACUUGUGCUGAAAAAAGGAAGAGUCAGCAAAUACUACUGAAAGUGCAAUAUUUGAUUAUCACUGCGAGAUGAGCUUUGAUCCAAACCUUCUCCACAACAAUGGACACAAUGGGUACCCCAAUGGUACUUCAGCAGCACUUCAUGAAACUGGGGUUAUUGAAAAACUGUUGACCUCUUAUGGAUUUAUUCAGUGUUCAGAACGGCAAGCUAGACUUUUCUUCCACUGUUCACAAUAUAAUGGCAACCUCCAGGACUUAAAAGUAGGAGAUGAUGUUGAAUUUGAAGUGUCAUCUGACCGGUGGACUGGGAAACCCAUUGCUAUUAAAUUGGUGAAGAUAAAACCAGAAAUACAUCCUGAGGAACGAAUGAAUGGACAAGAAGUAUUUUAUCUGACUUAUACCUCUGAAGAUGUGGAAGGGAAUGUUCAGCUGGAAACUGGAGAUAAAAUUAACUUUGUAAUUGAUAACAAUAAACACACUGGUGCUGUAAGUGCUCGUAAUAUUAUGCUGUUGAAAAAGAAACAAGCUCGCUGUCAAGGAGUAGUUUGUGUCAUGAAGGAGGCUUUUGGCUUUAUCGAAAGAGGUGAUGUUGUAAAAGAGAUAUUCUUUCACUAUAGUGAAUUUAAAGGUGACCUAGAAACCCCGCAGCCUGGAGAUGACGUGGAAUUCACAAUCAAGGACAGAAAUGGAAAAGAAGUUGCAACAGAUGUCAGACUAUUGCCUCAAGGAACAGUCAUUUUUGAAGAUAUCAGCAUUGAACAUUUUGAAGGAACUGUUACCAAAGUUAUCCCAAAAGUACCCAGUAAAAACCAGAAUGACCCAUUGCCAGGACGAAUCAAAGUUGACUUUGUGAUUCCUAAAGAACUUCCCUUUGGAGACAAAGACACAAAAUCCAAAGUGACCCUGCUGGAAGGUGGCCAUGUUAGGUUUAAUAUUUCAACAGACCGACGGGACAAAUUUGAACGAGCAACCAACAUAGAGGUUCUAUCAAAUACAUUUCAGUUCACUAAUGAAGCCAGAGAUAUGGGUGUGAUUGCUGCCAUGAGAGAUGGUUUUGGUUUCAUCAAGUGUGUGGAUCGAGAUGCUCGUAUGUUCUUCCACUUCAGUGAAAUUCUAGAUGGGAACCAGCUUCACAUUGCAGAUGAAGUAGAGUUUACUGUGGUUCCUGAUAUGCUCUCUGCCCAAAGAAAUCAUGCUAUUAGGAUUAAAAAACUUCCCAAGGGCACGGUUUCAUUCCAUUCCCAUUCAGAUCAUCGGUUUCUGGGCACCGUAGAAAAAGAAGCCACUUUUUCCAAUCCUAAAACUACAAGCCCAAACAAAGGCAAAGACAAGGAAGCAGAAGAUGGCAUUAUUGCUUAUGAUGACUGUGGAGUGAAACUGACUAUUGCUUUUCAAGCCAAGGAUGUGGAAGGAUCUACUUCUCCUCAAUUAGGAGAUAAGGUUGAAUUUAGUAUUAGUGACAAACAGAGGCCUGGACAGCAGAUUGCAACUUGUGUGAGACUUUUAGGUCGUAAUUCUAACUCCAAAAGGCUCUUGGGUUAUGUGGCAACUCUGAAAGAUAAUUUUGGAUUUAUUGAAACAGCUAAUCAUGAUAAGGAAAUAUUUUUCCAUUAUAGUGAGUUCUCUGGUGAUGUUGAUAGCCUGGAACUGGGAGACAUGGUUGAAUACAGCUUGUCCAAAGGCAAAGGCAAUAAAGUCAGUGCUGAAAAAGUGAACAAAACGCACUCAGUGAAUGGCAUUACUGAGGAAGCUAAUCCCACCAUCUACUCUGGUAAAGUCAUUCGUCCUCUGAGAUGUGUUGAUCCAACACAGAUUGAGUAGCAAGGAAUGAUUGAGAUUGUGGAGGAGGGGGAUAUGAAAGGUGAAGUGUAUCCUUUUGGCAUAGUUGGAAUGGCCAACAAAGGGGAUUGCCUACAGAAAGGGGAGAGUGUCAAGUUCCAGUUGUGUGUACUUGGCCAAAAUGCACAAACUAUGGCCUACAACAUCACACCCCUUCGUAGGGCUACUGUGGAGUGUGUGAAAGAUCAGUUUGGUUUUAUUAACUAUGAAGUAGGAGAUAGCAAGAAGCUGUUUUUCCAUGUGAAAGAAGUUCAGGAUGGCAUUGAGCUACAGGCAGGAGAUGAGGUGGAAUUCUCAGUGAUCCUUAAUCAGCGCACUGGGAAAUGCAGUGCCUGUAAUGUUUGGCGAGUCUGUGAAGGCCCCAAAGCUGUUGCAGCUCCUCGACCUGACCGGUUGGUCAAUCGCUUAAAAAACAUCACCCUGGAUGAUGCCAGUGCUCCACGUCUAAUGGUUCUUCGUCAGCCAAGAGGACCAGAUAACUCAAUGGGAUUUGGUGCAGAAAGAAAGAUCUGUCAAGCUGGUGUCAUUGACUAACCACGUCCACAAAGCACAUCAUUAAUCCACUAUGGUCAAGUUGGGGGGAUUCUGGUGAAGGGUUCUGAAUAUCUUCCUCUUCAUCCCUCCCAAAAAAUCUGGAAUACUUAUUCUAUUGAGCUAUUACACCAGUUUUAACACCUUCCUCGUGUUAUGUUUAAAGAAAAAAAAAAUAAAUUUAAGAAACCAUUUUAAAAUUAUGCACAGUUGCAGCCUGGAAAACUUAAGGUGGCGCCUUAUAGUGUCAAUUUAGGAGCUUUAUUUGGUGCAUUUAACGCAACUGGUAAUUGCAAAUUCCACUUGGCCUGUGUAAGUGAACAAUACGGACUGUUACUUUGUUGGCCCUAUGAAAUUCUGCACUCUAGUCAGUAUAUACUCUACCUUCAUGACUUAACUCAGCUGCAUUCUUUUCCUUUUUUUCCUUGUUCAUUAUGCUUUAAUUCUGAGGACCAUAUGAAGGUAGACUAUAUUACCUUUAAAAAUUGCAAAAAUUUAUAUAGCAAACGAUUUUAAGUUGAUGGCCAAAUGUUAAAAUGUUAUUUUUCUAUCAUUUAUAAUCUUGUCACAAUCCACUUAACGAAGUUUGAUUACAUUUCAGUGAAAAUUAUCUUCCAGAGUAGGUUUUUUUUUU